GAAAUGAGGGUACAAAAGAUGGCGCAUGAGAAAGUCGUGGACUUACAAAGGAUAACGAACGAUAAGACAAGGAUGACCACUUACAAGAAAAGGAGAGCCUGUCUUUACAAGAAGGCAGGAGAGUUCUCAACUCUCUGCGGCGUCCAGACAUGUCUCAUCGUAUACGGGCCCACCAAAGCGACCGAUGAGGUGAUUUCCAAACCUGAGAUAUGGCCGGAGGACGAGACCAAAGCCAGAGACAUCAUACGCAGGUACAGAGACACAGCCUCCAACAGCUGCAGGAAAGAGGCCCACGUCGAGACGUUCGUUAACGAUAAAGGUAAGGCAAAAGAGACGGAGAAUACUAAUAAUAAUAAUAAUAAUAAUAAGAGAGGGAUGAAUAACAAGAAUAAGUAUUGUUGUUGGGAGGAGAGGCUAGAGAAGUGUUCACAAGAGCAGCUACGUGGGAUUUUUGAUGACGUGGGAAACAAGUUGCAUGAAGCUAUAAUGAGACAGAAUCGUAGGGCUCAGCAUCAAGCCAUGGAGCCACAAACCCCGCAGAAUUUGAUGGAUCCAUAUUACAUGUCACAAUACUUUGCUGGUUACCAGCAGCAACAGUGCUUGAUGUUCCCAUAUCAUAAUAUGAGUUUCCCGUUGUUCUCGCCUCAUGAUGAUCAGAUUCCAAUGGAGCCGAUUCUAGUGGAGAAUUUUGCCGACUCAUCAGGGGUAAAUCAAGGCUUCAUGAUGUCGAAGGGAAACGAGAGUACUCAGUUUAUGCAGAGGCAAGCACCUUAUUAUAUUGAACCGGUUGUACAGAGGUCUGCAUCUUUUAAUGUUAACCCGUUCACGGGUUAUCAAGUCCCUUAUAAUGUUCCUCGGUUGCCGGCUAAUCAAGCUGAAGUAUGGGAUUUUAUGGCGAAGAAGCCGAUUUGAGUUGUUUCUCAGGGUUUUAUGAUUAGUUUAAUUGUUUCAGUUGGUUUUGUUUAUGUAUGCUGGCUUGGAUUUUUCAAGUAUGCUUCUGAUAUAUCAUCAUUUUUUGGAAUUCUAUAAAAGUUUGGUUUUAGGUUUUAUGUAUAUUUAUUGAAAAUAAAAACUUGAUACUUCUUUUUACAUAAAAUAAGUGAAAUGUCUUUGUAAAUACUAAAUAUCAAACACUGUUAUAACUUCAAGUGAUUGUUGAAACAGAUGGCUUGAUUGAGACAAACAACGAAUAAUGACAUAUUGUAAUGCAUAAGUUAUUCAAACAUUAAACGACAAGCUUUGGAUAUUGGAGAUGACCAAGUUUGUG
Molecule: messenger RNA, 1267 nt
Organism: Brassica rapa (field mustard)
Lineage: Eukaryota; Viridiplantae; Streptophyta; Magnoliopsida; Brassicales; Brassicaceae
Product: agamous-like MADS-box protein AGL82
Biological process (GO): positive regulation of transcription by RNA polymerase II
Molecular function (GO): DNA-binding transcription factor activity, RNA polymerase II-specific; cis-regulatory region sequence-specific DNA binding; protein dimerization activity
Source: RefSeq, a predicted model, not a curated record